UACCAUUCUGUGUCCUCCUCUCUUUCAUACCAUUCUGUGUCCUGCUGUCUGUCAUACCAUUCUGUGUCCUCCUCUCUUUCAUAGCAUUUUUUUCCCCCAUUCUUUUUCUUUUUCUCUUUUACAGUCAUUGAGCAUCCCGAAAACAAUGCAGUGUGGACAUCCCCUGGGACAGCACGAUCUCGCAGAAAGAGAGAGGUGACACCGCGAUUUGUUAGCUCCAAUGACAAUGUAGCCUAUUGCUCGGUGAAGAGUAAAGCAAGUUUGAUAUGAUAAUUGUUUGUAUAGGAGGAGGACCCAACCGAACAAGCAUGAGUCAUAGCGCACAGCCACAUCUUCGCUAGACCCUCGCAAGAAAAUCGAUAUUACAUGCUUGACCCAAUUAUCUUUUAGGCUACCUCCUCUGAUACCUCCUCUGAUCAGACCUGUAUCCCGAACCGCUCCAAUCGAAGGCGCGGCUUUAUGUCACGGAGACCUGCUUGAAAUUAUUUCAUUGAUAUUCAGCCGGGUGCUUCAGCCGCACCGUGGAAACAAACGGGCUAAAUAGCGCAGUAAUCAACCCCCGAAUAUGAAAUGAUACGGGGACUACACCGCACCAGGGAAUUACACAAAUAGAGAGGGACAGGAUUGUGGACACCUGGUUUGACUUUGGAUCCCUACAGUAGAAGUGGCUCAGAGGACUGUCUCAAUACAGGAUGGGAACCAACCCAACAAGGACAGUGACGGUCCAAAUGGUCCCUAAUCUGGCUGGAGUGGAAGCUCUGGGAAACCAGGAGUCUAACGCCAACUGGGCUAAAGAACCUAACCUGAACCUCACCCAGGGUUGCCCUGCCCCCACCACUACCCCUGCCCCUGUCGUUACAGAACACACACAGGUUAACCUGUGUCUGACAACCCCCAACACAACUUCCAGGAUCCAAUCAACUGGCCAUGGACAACCGGUUGGCGGAGGAGUGGGGUCCAACACCAACACAACUUUCUCGACCAAUGGCGAAGGAGGGAAAUCGGCAUCGGAGCAUGUGAUUGGAAUAGAGCAGCAGAUGGUAUUGACAUGCCGAGGAGGUGUGAGUGUAACCGAGGCGACGGCAGAGGGCCGUAGGGACGGCAACGCCAAUUUGACAGCGUUAACCCCCACAGCCGCCGCCGAGGAGAAGGAGAAGCAUAUCUGUAAGGCAAGCCUGUCGUCCGCCAUUACAUCAUCAAAGGUUGACGUGCAUACAAAUUACUGCAGAGAGAAAGAGCCUGGUGGAGCAGGGGCGGGGGAGGGGUGUGCAGCCAAGCCAUCGCCAGAGCCCACAGCAGUACAGAGUGCUACAGUCAGAGUUUCUGCAGUAGCUAAAGAGGAGUCACUACUAGAAGGGGACAACAAAAACGCAACCACACCAAAUCAACAUCCCCCUCAGACCUGUGAUCCAAAGCAUACCUCGGCCUCUGAAGUGCUGACGUCUCUGCCGACUCCCAAACAAGGUAAGGCAGAGGGAGCUGCAGUGACUUCAAACAAGGUUGCUCCACCUCCUUACAAAUCAAAAGAGGCUGAUAAUAGUGCUACAACACAGAGUCUCUCACCUUUACCUAGCCCUGCCACCAACCCUACUCCACCAGAACGUCCUCUACAGGCCUCUAAAGAAAAUAGGCCCAAGACAAACUCUCAGAACUCUCCUUCCCAAAUGGAAUAUAAUAAAACGGCAGCUACAUCACAGCCGGAACAGACCAAGGAGACUGCAGUAGCUCCUGUCAAUGCUGCCGUCACCAUCACGCCUCCAUCAUCAGACAGCAAGGAGAACGUAGGGCUUAGGAAUAAGGCCUCAAGUCCGGCACCUCCCGAGAAGAAGGAUUUAAAACCUACUCCAGUAGCAAAGACAGAGAUCUGCUUAGAUAAACACCUGCAGGCGGCAUCGUCAGAGUCUUCAUCACAGAAGGAUUCUCCCUCGUCACCCAACGAGGCCCAACAGAACCAACAGCCGGAGCCCCAACAGAGCCAGAACCAACAGCCUGAGGCCCAACAGGGCCAGAACCAACAGCCUGAGGCCCAACAGAGCCAGAACCAACAGCCUGAGGCCCAACAGGGCCAGAACCAGCAGCCUGCCCACCAUGCAGCACAAGUGACAGAUGAAGCCGUCCAGACUGCCUCGGUCUCGGAGGAGAUGCAACAGAAAGCCCACUGCAAACUAUACCGGGAGGCCUCCACCAUGACCCGCACCCCCUCCGCCACACCCACCGCCACCCCCACCCAUAGCAAGCAGGGCCAAGACGUGGAGGUCCAGGCAGUGGCUGACGUGUGCAGCCGGGCGGUCUCCACCAGCCCCAGCCUGUUUCCUCUGCCCCCGCCCUACAGGUCCACUGAUAGAGGUGCUGCCCUGAGGGAGGAAGCAGCAGCUGAGAGCCUGUCUGUGAUCUACCAGGUGCCCCUCCACCAGAUUCACAUGGGCAGCAGUCCAUCCUGCCCCCCGCCACCUAACUACACCGCAGGUCUCAGGUCCGGGUCAGAGCGAUUGACCCUGGAGGCGGGGUUAUGCUCCAGUCAGAGUGCCGGGGUGGUGCUCCAUGCAGAGGAGGCGGUGGCGGCCCUCCAUGCAGAGGUCGCCAGGCUGGGGGCCAAGCCUAAAGACCUGGCAGUCGGGGGGGCAGCAGCGCUAUGCAACAUCCAGCAGAGAGGAGCACUCCCGCCUCUGCAGCCCGUCUACCAGAUCAACAUUGAGCCGAGCGGCGGCCAAAACGAGCCGAUAGCUAAAGCGAAUCAUCACCAGCAUGGAGGCGAGAAGGCAGUGGCAGACUCCCAAUCCAAACCCAAUGCAGCAGAGAAACCAAAGGUGUCUAAUGAAGCGCAGACCGUGCCAACGCAGCCUGCCAAGCCUCCCUCUGCUAAAGCUCCAUCCCCCUUGUCGCCAACUGCCGCAAGCAAGACCAAAUCCUCCGACAAUAAGGCUGCUCCUCCUCCUUCGCAGUCAACUCCUUCCGUUACCAAGCCCAGCCAGGCCUCAACGACAACCUCCAAAAAAGCAGAGGACGUUAAACCCAAGACCGCAGUCAAAGCAGCGAAGCAGAGCAUUGUUAAGGGGGUUGGGGGCGUUAAGGCUUUGUUGGGCAAGAAGAAGCAGGAGCAGCUGGAGCCGGAGAGGAAGGAAAAGGAGGACGAAGACGAGGAGGGGAAACAGAAAGGAGAGAAGAGCGUGCACGAUGUGCUGUGGGACGAGCAGGGGAUGACCUGGGAGGUGUACGGAGCAUCCGUUGACCCCGAGUCCCUUGGCUUUGCCAUUCAGAGCCACCUGCAGUGUAAGAUCAAAGAACAAGAGAAGAAGGUCGUGACCCAGUCAUCACUCAGGAAGUCCAUCUCAGUGCCGCCGGUGGUGCCCGACUCGCCCUCCACCGUUGCCGUGGACGACGCCAACAGCAGGAAAAACAAGAGGAGGCAGCAGAACGUUUUCAGGUCCAUGCUGAAAAAUAUCAGACGGCCCAAGUGCUGCGCACACCCUCCCCCUACCGCCGUGCUGGAGUGAGAAGGAGAAGCAGCGGGCUGUAUGCAGCCCACACCCUCCCCCUACCGCCGUGCUGGAGUGAGAAGGAGAAGCAGCGGGCUGUAUGCAGCCCACACCCUCCCCCUACCGCCGUGCUGGAGUGAGAAGGAGAAGCAGCGGGCUGUAUGCAGCCCACACCCUCCCCCUACCGCCGUGCUGGAGUGAGAAGGAGAAGCAGCAGGCUGUAUGCAGCCCACACCCUCCCCCUACCGCCGUGCUGGAGUGAGAAGGAGAAGCAGCGGGCUGUAUGCAGCCCACACCAUCAGCUGAGUCCCCUAUAAAGCAGGCUGGUUCACCCCUUGUUAUGGUUCCUCCGAUGCCAAGCCAUGUGUGGAUAUUGGGAUCUCUCCCUAACCCUACUGGUCAGAUGUUGUGGUAUACAAUGUUACCUUAGAUAGGGUUGAUGAUUACCAACAGAAGAGGGCAAAACAAAAAGCUAAAAUAGGUUCUUGUUAUGGACAACUUAUUUUUUAGAUGAGAGAUUCUAACAGUAUUUAAUGAAAAAUGGCAAUAAUAUUAUCUUAGUGAAACGCAUGUGUGUUAGUACUUAUGGCAGUCAUAACUCAUUUUACCACUAUGAAGUCCUGGUGUAUACAGUACAUGCCUCUGAUCUUUAGGCGUACAUACAGAUACCUUUUACAGAUGUGCAACUAAAUAUCACUACUUCUCAGUGCAGUGGGUGCAUUUUGGUAUAUAUACAGUACGAUUACGUUCCGGGUGUAUUGAACAACCUCUAUUUAUAAGAUGAAUAUAUUAUUAUUAGUUUUUUUGUUGAAGAUUUUAUUUUGAAUUGGUAACUACUUAUUUUGUCUUGAUAAAGAAGAAGAAUAAAACCUC
Messenger RNA from Oncorhynchus keta (chum salmon), 4349 nucleotides. RefSeq names its product G protein-regulated inducer of neurite outgrowth 3-like. Gene Ontology annotation, cellular component: plasma membrane. Gene Ontology annotation, biological process: neuron projection development. NCBI's taxonomy places the organism in Eukaryota, Metazoa, Chordata, Actinopteri, Salmoniformes, Salmonidae. The coding region runs from base 693 to 3494 and encodes 933 amino acids. The record is from RefSeq and is a predicted model, not a curated record. The transcript is spliced from 2 exons.